Messenger RNA from Aspergillus udagawae, 1752 nucleotides. Its product is annotated as serine hydrolase domain-containing protein. Bases 1 to 1752 code for a protein of 583 amino acids. The record is from RefSeq and is a predicted model, not a curated record. Lineage: Eukaryota; Fungi; Ascomycota; Eurotiomycetes; Eurotiales; Aspergillaceae. The transcript is spliced from 3 exons.
AUGGCUGGCUUCCUUCUUGGCCCUAUUUUUCAGCCACCGUCGGGGCUCUUGAGUUCCCCCAACGUGAGAGCUGUUACUGCGAAUCUGUCUACAUCCUUAAUUGAGGCCACUUAUCAGGGCCAUAGUAGCUAUGGAGACUUCACUGCCAAUUCGUCCUCAAUCUCCAUCACGGCAUUGUCCACCCAGGAUGAUCAGAACUCUCCCUUUUUCGAUUUCCAUUUCUCAUCGCCUUUUGUGAACCAGUCGGCUGGUAGUACUGAAAACGUGACCAGUACCUCCUUGUACAGGAUCGGUAGCAUUUCCAAGCUCUUCACUGUGUAUACACUUUUGGUCAAUUACGGUUGGGAGCAUUGGGAUGACAGCAUUACGAAGUAUCUUCCUGAACUUCAAGGCGCUGCUAAUCUUGAUGAUGAUACUUCGGUUGCGCAUAUUGACUGGAGCAAGAUCACGAUCGGAGAUCUUGCCUCACAGCUAUCUGGUAUCGGCAGGGAUUAUUCCUAUGGAGACUUGGCCAAUAUUGAUGUCUCUUGGUCAGAAGCUGGACUACCUUCACUGUCACCAGAAGAUGUUCCCCAAUGCGGUGGCAAUGCUAGCAUGUCACCAUGUGAUCGCAACGGUAUCGUGCUUGUUAUCCACAUCUCUCAAUAUUCAUACUCAUCGUUUCUCUUUCUAGAAUAUUUCCGGGGUCUACUUCGAAGAGCUCCAGUUUUUGCACCGCAAACGACACCUGUCUAUUCAAACACUGCCUACCGAAUGCUCGGAUACAUCUUGGAAGCAAUCUGUGGUACUCAGUUCAAUGAACUGCUACAGUCUUCAGUCCUUCGACCUUUGAAUCUGACAACCACCACUUCUGCGAUUCCUACGGGCGAAGGCUCGUGGGUAAUUCCAAACGGUGAGAGUGGGUGGUAUCAGGACACGGGUGACGAGACACCGCAGCUUUCUCCGGUCGCCACUAGACGCUGGAUGAAGCCGAGCUCCCAUACCUCAAGUCUUUCUUUAUCCGUGGGAAGCCCCUGGGAGAUCCUGAGGACCAAGAGUCAGAUAUCCCACGGCCGCACUAUUGACCUGUACACUAAGUCUGGGAGUAUCGGUCAGUACAACUCGCUUCUGAUUAUCUCCCCGGACUAUGGCGCUGCGCUUUCGAUAAUGGCAGCCGGUCCAAGCAGCGCGGCGGUUGUUGAAGCUGCUUCCGAAAUUGUCCUGCAGUCUUUGAUCCCGACUCUGGAGAAUCAAACUCUUCACGAAGCAUGCAAGGCCUUGUGCGGAACUUAUGAGUCGUCCGAUCGGAGUAAAAACUCGAGUCUUACCGUGUCCGUGGACAGGAAUGGUCUCCGGGUGGAGCGGUGGAUCAAUCGCGGUGUCAACUUUCAGGCAGUUAUACAGGCUUAUGCUUCUCAGACCGGCAGCCCGCCCAUUAAAGUGAUCCUGCAGGCGACGAAUCUAGGAUAUUCGCCAAAUAGUCAAGGCAACGAUGUUAGGUCUCGUCGCGUGGCAUACCGAGCGAUUUUUGAGAAAGACACGAAUGAGCCGACUGGCCAACACCGGAUUAUGGACCAAAGCGCAGGACUAUGGAGCUCUGUCGAUACUCCAAUGUACGGGGAAAUUGCUAUUGAUGAGUUUGUCGUUCAUUUGGGCCAUUCUGGGAUCGCUUUCGCGAUAGAGCCUCGAGUUAUGAGAGACAUGCUGUACAAGGUUGAUGGCGGAGCAGGCAACUCUCCUCGUUUCACUCAUAUUCAGACGCCAAAAUCCUAG